AUGGCUCCUACUGCUACCACCGCCACCGCAACAGUCAACAUCCAGAAGAACGCCGUCUCGUCCCCAGACGAGCACGUCACUCCCCUGGAGUCGCCCACCGACUCGGCCGUCUCGAGCUUCUUUGCGCCUGCCUCCUACCGGAGCUCCAUCUCGUCCGUCUCGUCGUCGUCCGAGUUCCCAGCCAAGGAAGAUCUCGAUACCAACAACAAGGCAUCCCAAGAACACCAAACAACACCGCAAGAAGAGCGGCAGCGGCAGCAGCAGCGGUACCCACCCCCGCGGCGAGUCCAGACAGCCCCAGCAUCGACCACCUUCGCCUCGUCACAGCAACAGCAACAACCCACCAAGAAGCACUUAAUCCGCGUCGACGCCAUGUCGCGCGACUUCCCGCCGCCGGCGCGCCAGGCCACGCUCGAGGAGAUGCUGGCGCAGCCGCCGGGCAAGUGGUCGCUGAAGGGCUACGUGCAGCGGGCGCGCGAGGACGUCAAGGGGACAACGAUGGCCGAGGACGACGCUGCUGGCGCCGCCAAGCGCGCGCGCGCCUUUGCCGACGCCAAGCUGGCCCUCCUGCGCGAUAGUGAUGUGCUCAACGAUAGGAUCGGCGGGCUUCCGUAG
Messenger RNA from Lasiosphaeria miniovina, 615 nucleotides. RefSeq lists its product as uncharacterized. The record is from RefSeq and is a predicted model, not a curated record. The coding region runs from base 1 to 615 and encodes 204 amino acids. NCBI's taxonomy places the organism in Eukaryota, Fungi, Ascomycota, Sordariomycetes, Sordariales, Lasiosphaeriaceae. The transcript has a single exon.